Pomacea canaliculata is the source of this 651-nucleotide messenger RNA. RefSeq lists its product as uncharacterized. The transcript has 3 exons. The record is from RefSeq and is a predicted model, not a curated record. Lineage: Eukaryota; Metazoa; Mollusca; Gastropoda; Architaenioglossa; Ampullariidae. Bases 340 to 651 code for a protein of 103 amino acids.
CUGUUUUGCAUUUUACAUAAAAGAUCUGUGUAAUGUCAAAUGUUGAAACUUACACUUGUUUUGUUUUUUUCUUGUUUUGCUUUUUUUUAAAGAAUGUUGCAUAAUCAAAAUCCUUAAAAAGGACAUUAAUGCAGCAAGGCUGAGUUUCAUGCUUUGCUUACUAAAUAUGAGAGUACUGAUAUUGUCUCUUUAUUUUAAGUGUCAGAUCUUUUAAGGUGUUGAACAAAAAUGUGUGCGUUGAAGUACCUAGUCGUCAUGUGAUUGCUGUGUUUAGAGCUUUUACAACAUACUUGUCUUGCAGUGAAGCGGGGAAGCAUCCAGGAUUUGAGAGAAAAAGUAAUGGCUAAAAUGUCCAAAAUUGCAAAAGCACAACUUGGUCUGAGCCUAUUCCCUUAUGAAAGGGCCAGAAAGGGGGAAAUCAUCAUCCAUGGAAUUCCCCCUUCCUUAAUGCCCUUGCAGCCACCUGGAAAGCUGGCCACAAAGGAGCUUCAAAAAAUCCUUGACUGUGAAGUCACUGUCACCAGAGCACCAUCAUUACCAGCACCAGUACAUUCACAUGGAACUCGAAUAGCAAAUGCAGAAAAUGAAGCACCAGAGAACACAUUACAACAAACACAACUUAUACAUGAAUCAUCAAACAUAUGCAAAUAA